AUGUGCCCCUCAUCCGUUGUUGGGCCCUCCACACGCCUGCAAGAAUCUGAGCCUCAUCUCAUUUCUGUCCAACUGCCCAGUUCAACAGGUGACCCUAUCCAGCCUAGUCAUCAUUGCGCAUAUGUCAAAGCAACAGAACUUCCAAAUUCAUGUAUAAGAAAUGCAGAUCUCGAGAAAGAAGACAAAAUUCGAAUGGGUGAAUUAGUUACUAACACUGUUCCCGUCUUUGAGAUGAUUGGAACAGUCGAUGCAACAAGCCCUAAACCCCUUCCAAGCACACUAAAGGAUACGGAAAUGGUUGUCAUAAAAUUGAUUCCAAUUGAGGGCCAAGUGCUUUUUAAUGGCCAAGUACAGAAAACAUAUUUAGAAGUUCUAUCUGAAGCGAUUGUUUCGAAGUAA
Molecule: messenger RNA, 399 nt
Organism: Protopolystoma xenopodis
Lineage: Eukaryota; Metazoa; Platyhelminthes; Monogenea; Polystomatidea; Polystomatidae
Source: the annotation of a GenBank genome assembly